AUUAAAGUAAUUAGUAACCAUUUCAUUAACUUAGUCACACAUGUAAAGAACAAGUACAAAGGGGGAGAUGUCUGAGCACUAUGAUUUUCUCUUCAAAUUCCUGAUUAUUGGAAGUGCAGGAGUUGGGAAGUCUUGUAUUCUCCAUCAUUUCAUUGAGAACAAAUUUAAAUCAGACAGCAGCCACACAAUUGGCGUGGAGUUCGGCAGUAAAAUAGUCCAAGUACGUGGUAAACGGGCUAAACUUCAGAUCUGGGACACGGCCGGUCAAGAAAGAUUCAGAUCAGUCACCAGGAGUUAUUACAGAGGUGCUGCAGGAGCUUUAUUAGUAUACGACAUUACCUCACGUGACUCUUUCAACGCACUAACAGACUGGUUAACUGAUGCACGCACCCUCGCUAGCCCCAACAUUGUCAUUAUCCUGGUUGGGAACAAGAAGGAUUUGGAGGACAGGGAGGUCACUUUCUUGGAAGCCAGCACCUUCGCUCAGGAAAAUGAUCUUAUAUUUCUGGAGGGCAGCGCUCUUACCGGCGACAAUAUUGAGGAUACCUUCCUGCAGUGUGCCAGCUCCAUUCUUUCCAAAAUAGAAACCUCUGAGCUGGAUCCAGACAAAAUGGGCAGUGGUAUCCAAUACGGUACGGAGAGUGCUUCAACUCGGACUGGCUUGCAACGAAACAACAACUCCUCCACAAGAACGGAGUCAAAUUGUCCCUGCUCUUGAGAUUCGUACCAGCUUCCUGAAUUUAGCCUUCCAUAGCUGCCACGAAAGCAUCUCCUUGAUUCCAUAUCUUGAACGGGCACUGAAACAAGAAAGUCACUGCAUGAUCAGUUUCAUUGCAAACAUAAGUAAUCAUUACUUAAUUUUAAAUAGACAAAAUCUGUUUUCGUGGCUGAACUGAAUUCGCGUAACUUUCUUUUAUUUCUUUGAUUACACGUUGAUAAUAACACCAUGCUUUAAUGAGAAAAUUUUGAAUUGAGAUAUUAUUAUUUCUGUUUUUGAAUGUUUAUGUAGUACAUAGUAUGAGUUGUUAAAUAAUAUUUACAGAAAAUUAAAAUACAUUUGGAGGUGAUUCAUUAUUUAAAAUUGUUAAAAGUCUUGUAUGUUUCGUACCAAUCAGACAAAUGAACACUUCAACUCUGUUUCUUACUAUUUCGUUAUGAACCAACCUAAACAUAAAUUACCAGAGUUGUAUUUUUCAACCCCCAGUUUAACUGUUGAACAUAUAUGUUCUGCAAAGUCCAAAAUUUUCGAUCUGUUUGAAAAUUUUUGAUAUCAUUUUAAGUUCAGAUCGAACGAUCAAAUUUAUUUAAUAUAUUCUAACGGUACCAUUGAAUAAAAUUGCCCUUGCACCUUGCUCAGUCGAGUAUAAUAUGACGCUCCCACUAAAUCGCUCGCCCAAAUUUUUGAAAAUUCUCGUGUCUGUGACCUGUGUGAAAAGGCCCUGAGGCCGAGGGUAUGAAAGUAAUCUUUUCUAGGUGUAUUUUAGGAUGCGAAUUAGUCAAAGCCAUAAUAUAUAAUUUCCAUCUAUCUGAUAAGGCUUUUAUAACGUUCACUUCGACAUAUUUGAAACUGUGUAAUAUGCUAAGCAUGAAAUUGGUAGAAUUGAAAUGAAUCUAAGAAUUUUGAACAGUUUUAAAAUACGUACAAUUUAAGUGUUCUGAGUUAAAUACAACUUUGACUCUUCAUAAGAUCAUAUUUUUGUAGUAUGAAUAUUGCUGUGUUUUGUUCCGUUAAAAUUUUGAGUUUCUUGGUGAAACUGUGUGAUCUGAUUGAAUAAAUGUUUGAAUCGAUUCUAUAAUCUGUAAUAUUAUUCUUGAAGAAAUUCGCCGUCCCGCUAA
Bolinopsis microptera is the source of this 1836-nucleotide messenger RNA. Its product is annotated as ras-related protein Rab-4B-like. Gene Ontology annotation, cellular component: plasma membrane; recycling endosome. Gene Ontology annotation, molecular function: GTPase activity; GTP binding. The transcript has 6 exons. The coding region runs from base 68 to 718 and encodes 216 amino acids. The record is from RefSeq and is a predicted model, not a curated record. Gene Ontology annotation, biological process: regulation of endocytosis; Rab protein signal transduction; vesicle-mediated transport. Lineage: Eukaryota; Metazoa; Ctenophora; Tentaculata; Lobata; Bolinopsidae.